Molecule: messenger RNA, 531 nt
Organism: Guillardia theta CCMP2712
Lineage: Eukaryota; Cryptophyceae; Pyrenomonadales; Geminigeraceae
Exons: 1
Source: RefSeq, a predicted model, not a curated record
UGCCCCCACGGCCGUAUACGAGGUACAUGCAAGGAGUGCGGGGGAGCCAGCUUCUGCCCCCACGGCCGCAGGCGAUCUACAUGCAAGGAGUGCGGGGGGGCCAGUAUCUGCCCCCACGGCCGCAUACGAUCUCGAUGCAAGGAGUGCGGGGGAGGCAGCUUCUGCCCCCACGGCCGUAUACGAUCUCAAUGCAGGGAGUGCGGGGGAUCCAGCAUCUGCCCCCACGGCCGGAGGCGAUCUCAAUGCAAGGAGUGCGGGGGAUCCAGCGUCUGCCCCCACGGCCGUAUACGAUCUGGAUGCAAGGAGUGCGGGGGACCCACCUUCUGCCCUCACGCCCGCAGACGAUCUCGAUGCAAGGAGUGCGGGGGAGCCAGCGUCUGCCCCCACGGCCGUCAGCGAUCUACAUGCAGGGAGUGCGGGGGAUCCAGCGUCUGCCUCCACGGCCGUCAGCGAUCUCAAUGCAAGGAGUGCGGGGGAUCCAGCAUCUGCCCCCACGGCCGUCAGCGAUCUCGAUGCAAGGAGUGCGGGGGA